Molecule: messenger RNA, 3794 nt
Organism: Arvicola amphibius (Eurasian water vole)
Lineage: Eukaryota; Metazoa; Chordata; Mammalia; Rodentia; Cricetidae
Gene: Trim23
Product: tripartite motif containing 23
Exons: 11
Coding region: 54-1808 (584 amino acids)
Biological process (GO): vesicle-mediated transport; intracellular protein transport
Cellular component (GO): cytoplasm; lysosomal membrane; plasma membrane
Molecular function (GO): zinc ion binding; GTP binding; GTPase activity
Source: RefSeq, a predicted model, not a curated record
CCCCGCCUCUCAGUUAAAGGCUCUGCUGCUGCUGUGGCGCCUCUCCUUCCAGGAUGGCUGCCCUAGCUGUAAACAAACCCGGAGCCGGAGUAGACAGUGGGCGGCAGGGCAGCCGGGGGACGGCGGUAGUGAAGGUUCUGGAGUGUGGGGUUUGUGAAGAUGUCUUCUCUUUGCAAGGAGAUAAAGUCCCUCGCCUCCUUCUUUGUGGCCAUACAGUCUGUCAUGAUUGUCUUACUCGGUUGCCUCUACAUGGAAGAGCAAUCCGUUGCCCGUUUGAUCGACAAGUAACAGACCUCGGAGAUUCAGGUGUUUGGGGACUGAAAAAAAACUUUGCUUUACUGGAACUUUUAGAGCGAUUGCAGAAUGGGCAUAUUGGUCAGUAUGGGUCUGCUGAGGAAGCCAUUGGGAUAUCUGGAGAGGUACUGAUGGGACUUGUUGAAAUAUUUAUUAGCAUCAUUCGGUGUGAUGAAGAUGAAGCUCACGUUGCAUCUGUAUAUUGCACUGUGUGUGCAACUCACUUGUGCUCAGAGUGUUCUCAAGUUACUCAUUCUACAAAGACAUUAGCAAAGCAUAGGCGAGUGCCUCUAGCUGAUAAACCUCAUGAGAAAACCAUGUGCUCGCAGCACCAGGUGCAUGCCAUUGAGUUUGUUUGCUUGGAAGAAGGUUGUCAAACUAGCCCACUCAUGUGCUGUGUCUGCAAAGAAUAUGGAAAGCACCAAGGUCACAAGCAUUCAGUACUGGAACCAGAAGCUAACCAGAUCCGAGCCUCAAUUUUAGAUAUGGCUCACUGCAUACGGACCUUUACUGAAGAAAUCUCAGAUUAUUCCAGAAAACUAGUUGGAAUUGUUCAGCACAUUGAAGGAGGAGAACAAAUAGUGGAAGAUGGAAUUGGAAUGGCUCACACAGAACAUGUCCCAGGUACUGCAGAGAAUGCCCGAUCAUGUGUCCGAGCUUAUUUUUCUGAUUUACAUGAAACUCUUUGUCGUCAAGAAGAAAUGGCUCUAAGUGUUGUUGAUGCCCAUGUGAGAGAAAAGCUCAUUUGGCUCAGGCAGCAACAAGAGGAUAUGACUAUUCUCUUGUCUCAGGUUUCAACAGCCUGUCUCCAUUGCGAAAAGACUUUACAGCAGGAUGAUUGUAGAGUUGUCUUGGCAAAACAAGAAAUUACAAGAUUAUUAGAAACACUGCAGAAACAGCAGCAGCAGUUUACAGAAGUUGCAGAUCACAUUCAGUUGGAUGCCAGUAUCCCAGUCACUUUUACAAAGGACAACAGAGUUCAUAUUGGACCCAAAAUGGAAAUCCGAGUAGUUACAUUAGGAUUAGAUGGUGCUGGAAAAACUACUAUUUUAUUCAAAUUAAAACAAGAUGAGUUCAUGCAGCCUAUUCCAACAAUUGGUUUUAAUGUGGAAACUGUGGAAUACAAAAAUCUGAAGUUUACCAUUUGGGAUGUUGGUGGAAAGCACAAAUUAAGACCAUUGUGGAAACAUUAUUACCUCAAUACACAAGCUGUUGUAUUUGUUGUUGAUAGCAGUCAUAGAGACAGAAUCAGUGAAGCACACAGUGAACUUGCAAAGUUGUUAACAGAAAAAGAACUCCGAGAUGCCUUGCUCCUGAUUUUUGCUAACAAACAGGAUGUUGCUGGAGCACUAUCAGUAGAAGAAAUCACUGAACUUCUCAGUCUCCAUAAACUAUGCUGUGGUAGGAGCUGGUAUAUUCAGGGUUGUGAUGCUCGAAGUGGUAUGGGGCUCUAUGAAGGGUUGGACUGGCUGUCCCGGCAACUUGUGGCUGCUGGAGUGUUGGAUGUUGCUUGAUUCUAAUGCAGCACUUGUUUCAAGCUUAUGGUUAAAAGUUACUCUGCAUGUAAUGUAUCCUAAGAAAUUCUACAUCUCAAAUGAUAGUUAAUGUAGGAUGUGUAUAUAAGAUUUCUGGACUGAGAACUAAGUAUGCCAUUGCUUUUUAAAAUUAUUCUGUGACAAUUUUAAAUGACCAUAUUAAUUGGUUAAAUAGAAAUUUCUUGGAUAUAGACUUUUAAAGGGUACAUUAGGUACUGGAGAUUUUCAGUUUAUAUAUGACCUGCAUAUUGGGGGGGAGUAGUUACAAAGGAUUAAGCAAGUGAACGUUCUUUAUUGCAGUGAAAAAACAAAACACAACAAAAAAACAAAACAGCCAGUGGAGUGCCUAAAAGAACCUAGGGAAGUAUGGCUUUCUUAACCCCACCUUUUACUCAGUUUUGGCAGUAGGCAGGGCAGUUGUGCACUAGAACUGAAGCUAUAUUGGGGGAAAUAAGAUUGCUUUACUUUCACUUUCAGUAUAGCAGUAUCAGUAAUGCUGGGGAGUAUAAACUAUAGAAAAAUCAGUAUUUUCUACAGUUUUAUCAGCUCUCCUAAAACAUUUUGCAUAAUACAGUGAGAAUGAGAUAGUAUCUAAGUGAACCUGAUCAUUAGACUAAACCAAAACCAGUAAAACUGAAAAUUGUUUGAUCUUUACUAACAAGAACCAUUUCCAGGAAUGGUCCUAGGUUUACUUCCUAGGUCAGAGUUGGUCCUUUAGUUGUUAAACACAUUAUUUAGGCUAAGUGAUAUUGCUUCCUUUGUUGGUAAAGUGUUAUAAGUCACAUGAAAAGCGAGUCACUUUUACAUGAACAUAUAGAGACCUAAAUAGAAAACUACCUAUACCUUAGGGAAAGGUAUUCAAACUUUGGGAAUGCUAACUUCUUUAAAUGGCUCCCAAAUUCGUGUGACAAUAAAAAGGAUCAAGGCUCUUCAGGACUAGGUCUCAGUGAAGAGGAAGAACAUAUCUAUAGGGAAAGAAACAGUUGAAAAGUUUACAUUUAGUAUGGCAGUGUUGUGAAUAAAAGUUAAAUUUUGCGUUCUUUAUGGUUUGUUUUUUGUAAAGGAUACUCUUAUUAUGGAUGGAAGCAUGAUUUCUUUAAAUAGCUAGAUUUCUUGUUUUUAAUGCUUUUCUUUAGGAUGAAGUUGAUUUUUAAAUUGUACUGCAGUUACAAAGACAGUGAUGUCUGACAAUAGGAUGUAACUUUUAGGUGGCACUGUUCUGGUUCCAUUUUUUUCAAAUGUACUUUUUUUUUUUUAAAUUAGAAAAAGCCCAUCACAUAUUACGGGCAAUAUGUAAAUAAAAGUAUAUUUUGUCCUUGGUUUUUCAAGAAAGUAACUGGUCAUGCUGUUACAAGUAGUUGUGUGUAUACGUAAUACUGUGUAACUAAAUUAUUUAAUAUUUGAUUUUAGUAACUGUGAAAAAUAAAAAUGUUGCAUUGCUUGUGAGACCUUGAAUUGUUUUUCUGUAGUAACUGAAAAUGUGCUGACACUAAGUGAACUUGAUUUUCUUAUAAAUUAUGUUUAUUAUUUCACUAAUUUUGUUAAACUUUGUAAUUCAUAUUCUUAAAAUAUAACCAAAUAUAAUUUUAAGAUUGUGCUUAAAUAUGAUUGUAAUAUAGAUAUAUUAUAGUGUUUAUGUGUGGUUCUUUUCUCGGGCGGGCUCUUGUUACUGUGCAUACUUACAUCGUUUGGCUAAUCAUUUGUUAAGAGUAUACUAGUUUCCUCUGGGAAGUGUCAGAUUUUAAAAAUCAGCAUAUGUUUUAACAACAAUAUACUGGGAUUUGCCUUAUGUCUGAAAUUCUGUAUUACAUCUAGUUAUUACUGUAUUACUUAUAUACAGCAGGUAUGUUAAGUAUAUAGCCCUUGGUAUGUAAUUCAGGAAUGAUUUAUAGCCAACAGAAGACAUUAUUUGUACUUACGUGUAUGAUCAGUAUAGAAAGCAAUAAAAUGUUUAAUUUAUAAGGA